Messenger RNA from Biomphalaria glabrata, 2261 nucleotides. RefSeq lists its product as uncharacterized. The record is from RefSeq and is a predicted model, not a curated record. The transcript has 2 exons. The coding region runs from base 175 to 1455 and encodes 426 amino acids. NCBI's taxonomy places the organism in Eukaryota, Metazoa, Mollusca, Gastropoda, Planorbidae.
UUGCUUAAUCUGCGUUUGUCACCGGCUAUAAAAAGGACUGAACAUCUGCGUUCAUGAUCAUUCACUUUGAACAACUUGUCAGGCGAUGAUGACUAGACGCUUUCUUGUCCAUGAUUAAGGAACACCGUAUUUAACUAUAGGAUAUAUUAAAUUUAAAUUAAUACUUGUUUGAAGAUGACAUCCCAAAAAAGAUAUCGUCACCAUCAGGAAAACCAUAACAAUCGUUACAGAGAUUUGCCACCAAGAUUUAAACGACAAAAAUCAUCCAGCUCACCUCCACCACCAGCUCCAGUAACUUCACCUGAUAGCAUUUUACAAGAAAUUUCAUCUCCAACAUCCAAGUGUAAUAAACUUUCUGUGGAUAAUACAACACCAUGUGCUCUCUAUUUCCCUCAUUCUGAGUCAAUUGAACCCACCAGUCCAGGAAAAGCUUCUGCAUCUACUAUUGACCCAUUGAAAUGGUCAACUCUGACAAGGAAAGAUGUUCCAGUUUUGUCCACUGUAGACAAUCAAUAUUAUAACAUCACUCCUAUCAUUCAUGUUCCUCUUGGAACUCAGUUUGGUUACAGUCCCCCCCUCUCCCCAUGGAAUCAAGCCAAUGCUACAACUAUAUCUGCAUAUCAAGGCCAGCCAAACUCGCUCUGUAAAAGUGAUCCAUGGUCUCAGACUCCUGCAGAAUCUUAUAUUAGUCAGAGACUUCAUAGUCCAGCUACCCUGAACUUUAACAACGAGAAUCAUGUACCAAUGCAUAAUAAAGUUCAGCAACUUAGUCCUCCAUUGCAGUGGAGCAAGUCUUCUAACAUACCAGUACACACCCCACCUAUUUCACUGCAGCAAAAUGAGAAAAAAAAUCAAAAUUCAGGUAAAAACACACCAGCUAAACAAGGUAUUGACUAUUCUGAUCCAGAUAUUCGUACUAUUGAGAUGCUGCGUGAGCUAGAAAGAGUUGCGGAUGAAAAGCAAAAUGAUGAUUUUGGUGUAGACAGAAAAUCCCUAGUUUCUCAUCAUUUAAGAAUGUUAAUGUGUGCGGUAGACAGAUACACAGAAGGUAUCGAUGAUGAUGUUUACAAGGAUGAAGUAGCCAGUAACACAGAUUCAAGCCACACUGUCAAACAAGACUCACUUGUCUCAGAAAUGUGGCCAAAAGAUCAUUCUAUGCUCUUGUCAGAAGAUUCCAGUCCUACUAAACUUCAUCCCUGGACAAACAAGAUAUUGUCUGCUGGUCAAGGUCAGCAAAGUAUGUUAGCUUCAGAGUCACCUCUAAAGUCCUCUCCAUCCAAUACUUGGGACCUUUGGUCUAGUCCCACAUUUGAUAUUUGUGAUUUCUUCUUGUCUCAACCAUUGCCAUGUAGUGUUUCCGACUCAGAGUUGCCUCAUUUUGACCUCUUUGGUAGCUGUCAAAGAGGAGAUGACAUUGAAGAAAUAAAACCAAGAAAACCACUGUAUAAACGUUAAACUUUUGAAAGUGAACUUUUAAGCAUUUGAUUAUAGAAUAUGGCAUAUAAAGACUUUUAUAUAUAUUAUAUUAUAUAUAGUAAAUUUCUAUUGAUUAAAUUUUUUUUGAUCUGAUGUGUUUUCCCAUUAACUGGAUAUUUAUAAAGAACGGUUAAUAAUUUUGAAAUGCAAGGUCAAUGAUUUAUUAAAGAUUUUUCCAUCGGAUUUGUAUACCUGUGAAAGAGAUUUUGGACUUAACAAUUUUUGUACAGUUAUUGUCCUUUUUUUUUCAUUUUGUACAAAGCCUUGUAAAUGAUGUAUAUGAAUAGUAUUGUACUAAAAUGUUUAUUUACUCAAGUAAAUAGUUGUCAUAAAAAAAAAUCUAAAUAUGCAAGUUAUGAAAUGUUUUUAUAUUGAUAGCAUGUACUCAGUGUGUAUAUAUAGGAUUGUAUUUAUUUAGUAUUGUAUAUUAAUUCUGAGCCACUACUGUAAAUUGUAAUUUACAAUUAUACUGCUUUACUGAUAUUCUGUAUACUGCACAGUAAAAUGAAAAAAAAAAAAAAGGGGGGGGGGUAUGUAUUUAGCUAAAUAUGAUUAUACUGUCUUCGGUUUUUCUUUCAAGUCAUCAGGGGAGAUAUUCAGAUCUUUCAUGUAUAGAAAUACUUUUAUUUGAAUGUUAAUAUUGUACAGAGGAUUCUAUUAGCAUGAGACUUUGCUGUAAAUAUAUGAAAUAAUUUGUCCAUAUUAUUUUGUGCCAUCACUUGUUUAUACCUUUGGCUGUCAUGAAUUGGAAAGGUGGAAUAAACUUUUUUUUUUAAUUUGUCAAA